Molecule: messenger RNA, 636 nt
Organism: Vicia faba (fava bean)
Lineage: Eukaryota; Viridiplantae; Streptophyta; Magnoliopsida; Fabales; Fabaceae
Source: the annotation of a GenBank genome assembly
AUGCAGGCCGUGGGUCAAGACCAGAGAGCUACAGGUACACCUGGGGCAACAGAGCACUCACAGGCGGGGUCGGGGCAAGGGCAGCACGUCACGGAAGUUCUCAGCUUAAUCUUAUCGACGCUAUAUCUUGGGUGCGCGAUAUGGUGGGACUGUCUAGCACAGAGACCCCCAAGCAUCCCUGAGUUACAGCAGCUGCCGGAGGCAACGCAAAUCGGGGAACCGACAAGUUCUUCCGCAGAAGUCAGGGAGCUAGUAGACCACCUCAGUGAGCAAGCCAGGGAGGUGGCAAGUGAAGCUUCAAUGGAAAGAACACCCAGAGCUCUUGCAAUGUGGAUGGCUGGGCUAACGCUAGCAUUCGCUAUCUCCAUAGCGCUUGCUCAAAAGGUCCGGGGUUAUACUGGGCUGCCCUUGGGCAUAUGGCAUUUGGCUACUCUGCCCAUUAGCCCUUCAUACUCAACAGAUGCAGGCUCUCUCUCAGAUUGGGUGAAGGAGAUGGGGAAGUGUCUUGAUGAAGAGCAGCUGGAACUGAUGCUAGUAGUUGCAUGGGCUUUAUGGAGUGAUAGAAAUUUGCUACUGUUCCAGGACAUACAGAACUAUCCUGUGGAUGUGGUGAACAAAGCAAUCAGCUUCUUCUAA